This is a messenger RNA of Phialemonium atrogriseum, 840 nucleotides long. RefSeq lists its product as uncharacterized. The annotation marks the transcript as partial. The transcript has 5 exons. Lineage: Eukaryota; Fungi; Ascomycota; Sordariomycetes; Cephalothecales; Cephalothecaceae. The record is from RefSeq and is a predicted model, not a curated record.
AUGGACGGCACCGACGACCAAGGGCAGAAGAUCCUCAUCUCAACCUGGAUCCUGCUCGUCCUCUCCGCCGCCUUCCUCCUCGCACGACUGUACUGCAAAUGGACCGCCCACCGUGGCUUCUGGUGGGACGACCACGUCCUAAUCCUCUCAUGGCUCGCCCUCCUCGGCACCGUCCUAACCACAACCUGGAGCGUCCCCCACGGCCUAGGCCAGCACGAAUCCGCCCUGGCACCCACCUCGCUACCUCCGCUGUCCCUCGCCGCCAACCUGACGGCCACGCUGUCCAUCGUCGCCGCCGUGUGGAGCAAGACGUCCUUCGCGCUGACGCUGCUGCGCGUCACGCGCGGCAGCCCCGCGCGGCGCGCGCUGCUGUGGUUCAUCGUCGUGUCCGCAAACGUCGCCAUGGGGCUCAACGCCCUGUUCAUCUGGGUCCGCUGCCUGCCCGUGGCGCGGUCGUGGAACUCCACCGUCCAGGGCACCUGCUGGCCUGAUAAGGUGUAUCUGGCGUAUGGCAUGUUUGCUGCUGGAUACUCGGCUGCCACAGAUUUCGUCCUGGCGCUCCUGCCGUGGCAGAUGGUCUGGAAGCUGCAGAUGAAGGGCAAAGAGAAGGUCGGCGUCGCCGUGGCCAUGAGCAUGGGGAUAUUCGCCGGCGUGACAUCAAUCGUCAAGACACUCGAGAUCCCAGCCCUCGCGGCGGGAGACUUCACAUACAACCUCACCGGCCUCAUAAUAUGGGGCACAGCCGAAUCAGCCGUAACCAUAAUGGCCGCCUCGAUCCCCGUCCUCCGCACCCUCUUCCGCGACCUCCGCGUCUCCAACCGCCGGCGCUCCAACGACCAC